AUGUCUGCCUCAGGAAUCCAAAAUGAGAGGAUAAAAAAAUUUAAGUACAAAGGACGAAAUACAGAUCUGAUAAGACAACAGAGGAUUGCAGUCUGCGUGGAACUCCGGAAGGCAAAGAAAGAGGAACAGAUUCUUAAAAAAAGAAACAUGUCUAAUACCCUUCAAUCACUCCUAUCUGAGAAUCAGGAUAAUGAGGUUAAUCUCACACUGGACGAAAUAGUCAAGGGUAUGAAUGGAAAUGACCCAGAUCUCUGUCUCAAGGCCACCCAGGCAGCCAGGAAGAUGUUAUCUCGAGAAAAGAACCCACCUCUAAGUAUGUUUAUUGAACUGGGACUCGUUCCUAAGCUGGUGACGUUUCUGAGCUUGUCUCGUAGCCCCGACUUGCAGUUUGAGGCCGCCUGGGCCCUGACAAACAUUGCCUCUGGAACCUCUGGGCAGACCAAGGCAGUUGUGGAGUCAGGAGCCAUCCCUCUCUUGAUUCAGCUCCUCUCUUCUUCAUUCUUACACAUCCGUGAGCAAGCCGUGUGGGCACUAGGGAACAUAGCAGGUGACGGCCCUGAAUUGAGAGAUGCCGUUAUCAACUGUAAUGCGAUCCCUCCUCUGUUAUCCCUGGUCUCACCUACUCUACCUGUUUCAUUUCUGCGGAACGUGACGUGGACCUUGUCUAACCUCUGCCGGAAUAAGAACCCCUACCCUUGUGCAGGGGCAGUUAAGCAGUUGCUGCCUGUCCUUAUUGAACUCCUGCAACACCAAGACCCUGAGAUUCUGUCCGAUGCCUGCUGGGCUCUGUCCUACCUUACCGAUGGCUCCAAUAACAGGAUUAGCCAAGUGGUACAGACUGGGGUCCUUCCAAGGCUGGUCUCCCUCAUGCGGAGCUCAAACCUGAUUAUUCUGACCCCUUCCCUCCGGACAGUUGGUAACAUUGCGACUGGGACAGAUGAACAAACCCAGAUGGCCAUUGAAGCGGGUGUCUUGACCGUGCUGCCCCAGCUCCUGCACCACCAGAAGUCCACAGUCCAGAAGGAGGCUUGUUGGACACUCAGCAACAUUGCCGCCGGACCUAGUGAACAGAUCCAGCAGCUUAUUUCCUGUGGGCUGCUGCCACCGUUAGUGACCUUGCUAAAAAAUGGAGAAUUCAGAGUCAAGAAAGAAAUUAUUUGGAUAAUGGCUAAUUUCACGACUGGGGGAACGUUGUACCAGGUGCUUGAACUCGUCAAGGCUGGAUUCCUGGAGCCUCUGCUUGAUCUGCUCACUAUCAAAGACUGCAAAAUUCUCCUCCUCAUUCUUGACAUUAUUGAGCAUUUCUUACAGGUUGCAACGAAUGUAGGGGAGAAGGAAAAACUGUGCAUGCUGAUAGAGGAACUUGGUGGACUAGAUAAAAUUGAGGCAUUACAAUUUCACGAUAACACCUUGGUUUUUCAAACUGCCUGCGGCCUCAUUGAGAAUUACUUUUCUGAGAUUGAAAAUUCUCCCCAAGAUCAACCAGAGAUAGACCAAGAAAGUAAUACCUUCAAAUUUUCUGUGGAAGAGAAGAAUGAUAAAUUUACCUUGUAA
Molecule: messenger RNA, 1554 nt
Organism: Gracilinanus agilis (Agile Gracile Mouse Opossum)
Lineage: Eukaryota; Metazoa; Chordata; Mammalia; Didelphimorphia; Didelphidae
Gene: KPNA7
Product: karyopherin subunit alpha 7
Exons: 10
Coding region: 1-1554 (517 amino acids)
Biological process (GO): NLS-bearing protein import into nucleus
Cellular component (GO): nucleus; cytoplasm
Molecular function (GO): nuclear import signal receptor activity; protein binding
Source: RefSeq, a predicted model, not a curated record